AUGCCCGGAGCACUUCUAUCAGCGGAGUCGCUCUACAUAGGGAUGGAGGUGGUGAUCGCAGUCGCGUCUGUAAUCGGAAACGUGAUGGUGGUUUGGGCGGUGAAAAUUAACAAAUCGUUGCGCGAUAACACGUUUUGUUUCAUCGUCUCCCUCGCGCUGGCGGACAUUGCAGUGGGAGCUCUGGUCAUUCCUUUGGCCAUUACUAUCAGUAUCGGACUCCAAACUCACUUUUACAGCUGCCUGCUCGUCGCGUGCACGGUGCUGGUGCUGACGCAAAGUUCCAUCCUGGCCCUACUGGCUAUUGCAAUUGACCGCUAUCUCAGGGUCAAGAUCCCGACCAGGUACAAGCGGGUGGUGACCCCUCGGCGAGCAGGGCUGGCAGUGGUGAUAUGCUGGACGGUGGCCUUCAUCGUGGGGCUCACCCCCAUGUUAGGUUGGAACAACCUGAAGCGCCUACAGCAGAACGGCUCCAUCAGCUCUGACCUCAUUAUCACCUGCCAGUUCGAAAAUGUCAUCAGCAUGGACUACAUGGUCUAUUUCAACUUUUUUGGCUGGGUGCUGCCGCCGCUGCUGUUUAUGCUGGUCAUCUAUGCAGAGAUCUUCUAUGUUAUCCACAAGCAACUUAACAACAAGAAGUUCACCACCAGCCACGCAGACCCCAACAAGUACUAUAACAAGGAGCUGAAUCUUGCAAAAUCGCUGGCUCUGGUUCUUUUUCUCUUCGCGAUCAGCUGGCUUCCCCUCCACAUCAUUAACUGCAUCACGCUCUUCUGCCCUGAGUGCAAGAAGCCUAUAGUCCUCCUCUACGUCGCCAUCCUGCUCACCCAUGGCAACUCUGCUGUCAACCCAAUUAUCUACGCUUUCCGUAUUAAGAAGUUCCGCACGGCCUUCAGGAAAAUCUGGCAGCAGUACUUCUGCUGCAAGGACACACCGGCUCUGGAGAUUCAGCCCAGUGACAGGAAAGAGAUGCCCAAUCCAGAGUCACAGCCAGCGAGCCCACCACAGCCCCCUCAGAAGGAAAGCCUUGCAUCUGAUCCACCACCACAUCAGCCACCUUCACCUGAGCAGCAGCAGGACCAGAGGACCAAACCACCUCAACAACCUACAGAGCAUCCGCCCUUACUGGAGCAGAACUCCGUCUAAUCCGAGGAAUGAAGCGGAUGGAUGGCUUGAAAGAUAAUGAUCAGUGCACGAGCAUUGGUUCUCUCCUCAUUUUAAUUUAGUCUCAUGAGGAGCAUGAAGUGCUACGAUGCUGUAGGGAUGAAGGUGACUUAAUACUGGAAGAUAAUUUAUCUUUACUCAAGAGGAGUGGAUUUUAUGAAAGUUUGGUCAGAGCACAAAAAAAAAGGAUAUAUUUCUUGCAAUAAUGGAAGUCUUUUUGACAGUGACUAUCUUAGUAACAGACUGAAGACGUUCAGCUUGAACUGUUGUUCAUUAUGGUCAAACAGUUGGUGUGAACAUUACAAAAUGUGCAAUAUAAGUUAUUGUGGUUGGUCAGUGUCAGAUUAUCAAAUGUUAUAAUUUGCUAUAGAAUGAAAGUUUGUACGAACAGGUUCAUUUUAUUACCGUGUGUAUGUUUAAACGGACUGUAGCUAAAGAAUAUGAAUGUAAUAAUGUAAAUAAGGGACGACAGCAGCACAGCUUUGAACGCUCAUCUCUUCUUCAGGGUCUUGAUUGCACAACAGUGGUAGAGCAAGUGGCACUAUGGGAGAGCUUUUUACAGCAAGGAGCUGUCUGUGCAGACUGGAGGGUUUUGUAAUCCCUUACCCUUCUCAGCAGGAGCUGAGUCCCUCAAUAGAUCCAGCAGUACUGGUCCAUUAUUGAAGAGAUGGACAGCUAUAAGAAACAAGCAUCUGGAGAGAACGGCUGGUUUGAACCUUUUAGAAGCUGCGUGCAGGAGCCUCGCAGCUCAUGGGGGAGAAAGACAGAGAUGCACUUAAAGCUUGUGUUUAUCCAGCCUCCACGCCAGCUGGUGGUGAGAGCUGUGUUUUUUCCUUUUUUACACUACAUGGACUGAUAACAUUAUCAUAACAUACCACGGGGAACAGUGGCUUCCAUGGCCUUAUUCAGUAUUGUAAUUAGUAUGGACUGGGAUGGAAAGGCAACCUGAAGAUUGUGAGUAUCUUAACUAAACUGUAAGAUCAUCACUUUGCAAAAUGUCAACUUGGGGCAUCUGUAGACUAGAACUUAUGUUUAAUGCCAAUGACAAAAUACUGUAUAUGAAUGUAAAGUAAUUCAGUUUUGUCUCUUGUAAAGACUCAGAGCUCGGGGUCAAGACAGUUUACUGAUGUUCUCCUGAGUGGUUGACAAUCUCUUAUGUAUUUUCUAUUGCAGUCUUGAGAAAAAACAUCUGGGGCACGAGCAGGCAGUCACUCAAUAUUUUGAUGCUCGGAUGGCCGAGAAGACAGAAACCUUAAUGCAAUCCACACCAAAGUGUAUAGGCCAGAUGUACUGUAUAUAACACACACUUAAGGAAAAAAAGAGGAUGAAUAAACGUAUGAUAUCAUGUGCUUAAUGCUAGUUUCAAGAUGUGUUUACAGUAUUGAUUCCAAUAGAAUAGUGAAAUAUUAAUAGUUGUGAUAUAUUAUUUAUAGCUUGAUGAAUAACCUCUGGAGCAAAUGGUUCUCCUGAGCACAGUCUCUCCCUAUCUCCAAGAAAUAUGUUGAAAUACAACUAAUGUGCAACAUAAAUAUGUUUUGAAGAAAACCUAAUGCCACAAAAAAAUACUCUUUAUAUUAACAUAAGCAGUACAUGGCAAGUCACAAUAAGGUCAAUAGUGAACAAGGGGUUUCACAAU
Molecule: messenger RNA, 2797 nt
Organism: Cyclopterus lumpus (lumpfish)
Lineage: Eukaryota; Metazoa; Chordata; Actinopteri; Perciformes; Cyclopteridae
Gene: adora1b
Product: adenosine A1 receptor b
Exons: 2
Coding region: 1-1143 (380 amino acids)
Biological process (GO): G protein-coupled adenosine receptor signaling pathway
Cellular component (GO): synapse; membrane; dendrite
Molecular function (GO): G protein-coupled adenosine receptor activity
Source: RefSeq, a predicted model, not a curated record